Vespa velutina is the source of this 6727-nucleotide messenger RNA. RefSeq names its product endoglucanase E-4-like. The coding region runs from base 2538 to 3905 and encodes 455 amino acids. The transcript has 7 exons. Gene Ontology annotation, biological process: carbohydrate metabolic process. Lineage: Eukaryota; Metazoa; Arthropoda; Insecta; Hymenoptera; Vespidae. The record is from RefSeq and is a predicted model, not a curated record. Gene Ontology annotation, molecular function: hydrolase activity, hydrolyzing O-glycosyl compounds.
AAAAACAGAAUAGACUGAUAUCGUUGUUUUGAAAAGAUUCAGACAUUAUCGAAACAAAAUUAUCUCCCCUUUCGUAAAAGUGAAUUCGUAUGAAAUUUAGUAAAUGAAUUUAAAAACGUUACAUAUUCAUAUUAGACAUAUCACGAUACAUCAAACUUAAUAUUAUUUUUCUGAUCUUUAUCGUGUCUUUAUAAUAACGCGAGAUUAGAUGUGUAAAAGGAAUAAAAAAGACAUCUCUUUGAAAAUAAUUCGGAAAUCUAUUUUAAACAAUUAAACCAUUGUAUGUGUGCGUAUGUGUAUAUAUAUAUAUAUAUAUAUAUAUAUACAUAUAUAUAUAUACAUAUAUAUAUGUAUAUGAAAUAUUUUCUCGUACGAAAAGUCAGCUUUUACAUAGCGAGUUCUCUCCUCUCCUUCUCCCGAACACUCGUCCCCACUUCCACAUCCUUCAGCGACGAGUACGAUGGUCGUCCACUCGCGCUGGUAGUCAGUCAGUAAGUCACUCAGUCAAUCAGAGUACUCGCUAAGUCAAAAUCGAUGAUUUACUCGGAUUCGCUGAUCAAUAAUAGAAACGUUUGCCAACGAUUUUCAUCUUCUUUCAAGGAGAAGAAGUUCUCUCGCGUAUUACCUGCUACAACAUAAGGUCGUAUCGUCGAUAAAGACGCGGCAAAGAGACAAGUACGCUUCAUGCAUGCAAAUCGUUCGAUUCGAUGACUAAUAACGACCAAGAAGAACGAACGAGCGAAAGAACGACGAGAAGCAUCGUAUCGUACGAAUCUAAUUUUCUUUUUUUAUCACAAAACUUACGAAAGUCAGAAUUAACUUUCUCUUUUCUCUCUCUCUCUCUCUCUCUCUCUCUCUUUCUCUCUCUUUCUCUUCCUUUUUUUCUUUCUUUCUUUCAUUGUUUAUCUCUUUCUUCCUCCCUCCCUCUCUCUCUCUCUCUCUCUCUCUCUCUCUCUCUGUCUCUCUCUCUUUUUCUCUCUUACCUCAAGGAGGAUUCAGGUGGAAAAGUGUAAAGUGUAAAAAGUGAAGUGAAAGAAAAAAAAAAUAAUAAUAUUAGAAAAACAACGAGCUCCAUAAAUAUUAAUUUAUAUUAACAGGAUCGUCAAUUUUCUGAGAAAAGAAAAUAAACAAAUAAACAAAUAAACUUGUCCGACAAUAAUUGCUAUUGACGCUGGAAUACGCUCGAGAACGAUAGUAAUUAUUUCGAACGUGGGUCAUCGUACGCGCGAGUUCGUUCCUCGACGGACGAUCAUCCUUUGCUCUACUUUAUCCCUCGUAUGAUAAACUCUUUUCCUUUUUCCUUCUUAAAUAUAUCCAUCACGUGGAAAUUAUUUGAAUGGUAAAAGUCAAUUCAUAAAUCAAUCGAAUAAUAAUUAGUUUCUUCCUUCCUAUCGUAUACUGACGAACGAGUACACAGAACGUCAUCGAUACUUGGAACAUGUCGAUCAUUAAUGGGUUUUCCCGAUCCAACGUUUGACGAUCGUACAUGCGAGCUCGAUAGACAAGUAGGAUAGCAAAGACAUAUGUAUAUAUUCAAUGAAAACUAUUAUUUAUACUUGUCCAUAUUUUCUAGAUAUAUUUAAUAUUAACUUAUGCAACGUAUGUAUGUAUGAAUGUAUAUGUUGACAAUUGUAAAAGAGGAGAGAGAAUAUACAACGUAUUCCUCGAAGCCAGAUAGACAAGAGCGAGUGGUAAAAAGUUAAGGGCAAAUUUAUCGUAAAGUGAUGAUAGAAAGGGGAAUAAUAUAAUGUUGUAGUAAGGAAAGAGAGAAAGAGAAAGAGAGAGAGACAGAGAGAGACAGAUAGACAGAUAGGCAGACUAAUAUAAGAAAGAAAGAAAAAAAGAGUAACAGGGAGAGAGGGAAACUCGAGCUUAUUAUUGUGCUCAGCUACUGUAUACAAAUAGUACAACUCGAGAGACAACCUUCGUAGUUCGAUUUCAUGAAAAGUCACGCAACAAUAUCUCCAACGUAUUUAUAUAUCCUCGAGAACGAUUAUUAUUAUUUACCCCUAAUAGCUGUACUACAUACAUACAUACAUACAUACAUACAUACAUACUUACAUACAUACAUACAUACAUACAUUCUCGAUGAAUUUUGGUAUGCGUUUGAUAAUCGAUGAUUCAAUUGGUUCUCUUACAUUUUCUCAAAUAGAUACGACAAACGCGCGAUUAGAGCGUGCUAAUAACUUCCACUCCUGCCCUAGUGUAUCUACUUACUGAGAAAAAAAGAAGAAAAAGGUCGAAGAAGAUGAUCGUUGACUUCGAAAGGAUACGCUAUGCCGAAUGGAACUGACGUCAAGAAAUAGAAGCGAUUAUGCGGAGAUUUAUUCGAACAUCGUAAGAACGAGGAGGUCGUACGAAAGGAUACAGUGAAGGAGAGACCAAAAGAGAAAGAGAGAGAGAGAGAGAGAGAGAGAGAGAGAAAAAGAGAGAGAAAGAGAUAGAGAUAGAGAGAGAGAGAUAGAGAAUGAAGAUCAACGUUAUCUUCGCGUGCGCCACGAUAUAAGGCUUUAACGAUAACAUCCGUGGCCUCGAUUAUGAAGAUAAGCGCCACCUCAGCGACCUCCGUGAAGCCAAUCGAAGAAGGUGAGGGAGACUAUGCUCGAGUUCUAGAGCUCUCUCUAUUGUUCUACGAAGCGCAACGAUCCGGUAAACUUCCGGAAAACAACAGAAUAUCGUGGAGAGGUGAUUCCGCAUUGAGUGAUCGCGGAAUCAAUGGCGAAGAUCUUACGGGUGGUUAUUAUGACGCCGGUGAUUUCGUAAAAUUUGGUUUCACCAUGGCAUCAACGACAACACUUUUAGCAUGGGGAGCUGUUAGCUGGCCGGAAGCUUAUAUUGAGGCCGGACAACUCGAUGAAAUUCGUAAAGCCAUUAAAUGGGCUACCGACUACUUUAUCAAAUGUCACGUAAGCGAGUUCGUCUUUUACGGACAAGUUGGUGAUUUUUCCGUCGAUCAUACGUAUUGGGGAAGACCGGAAGAAUUGAAUACAACAAGGCCAGCUUACAAGAUCGAUCCUGAUCAUCCUGGUUCUGAUUUAGCCGGUGAAACUGCAGCGGCACUCGCAGCAUCCAGUAUUGUAUUCAAGAACGUCGAUCCAAAUUAUAGCGAACGCUGUCUCAAACAUGCCAAGGAGCUUUACAAUUUUGCUAAUAAAUACCGUGGUCUUUAUCACAGUGCAAUUCGUGGAGCAGCGCAAUAUUACGAAAGCACUGAUUACGGAGACGAGCUAGCUUGGGCUGCUGCUUGGCUCUUCAAAGCAACUAACGAUUCGAGAUACCUUGAGGAUGCGGAGCAUCAUUAUCAACAUUUUCAUCUUAAGGAAAGACCAAACGAGUUCUUUUAUAAUAAAAAGGUUGCCGGAGUUCAGGUUCUGCUGGCACAAUUGACAGGUCAACCGGAAUAUCAAAACGCCGCGUGUGCUUUCUGUGAUUUUUCCGUUCGACAACAAAAGCGCACGCCUAAAGGACUAUUGUACAUCGACAAAUUCGGUACUCUUUGUCAUGCUGCAAACGUGGCAUUUGUUUGUCUGCAAGCUGCUGAUUAUCCCAAUAUCGGUGAUCCCCAGGAAUAUCGUGAAUUUGCAACGCAGCAGAUCUCAUAUAUGCUAGGUGAUGAAGGAAGAAGUUAUGUCGUUGGAUAUGGAUAUAAUCCACCUACACAACCACAUCAUGCAGCAUCCUCUUGUCCAAAUAAACCUGCCCCUUGCGGGUGGCCAGAAUUCGAUAGACAAGAACCAAAUCCUCAAAUACUUUACGGUGCUUUAGUAUCCGGACCGGACGAGGCCGACAAGUUUCAAGAUCAUCGAGAAGAAUAUAUUUAUACUGAAGUUACGCUCGACUAUAACGCCGGUUUCACGAGCGUUUUAGCGGGACUAUUACAGUUACAAAUUAAGAAAGUAGAAUAAAUAUUCAUAUCUAGGAUGUUCGAUCGAGUUAGAAUUAGGCGUACGAUCAUUACGUAAACGAUGUAAUAAUCGACGUCAACUGUCUGAUGAACGCCCGUCGCUAUCAAUCCUCAUAUGUGAUUUUAUUUAACAUAUAUUGAAAUUUUUAAAUGCCUUUUUUUUAUUUUUACCAUUGAUUGCAAAACGAGAUUUCGAAUUUUCUAUUUCGAAUGAUUAUAAAUACUUAAUGCGACUUUUCGUACUAAUUUAAAAGAUCUUCAUUUAGGUUUAUAUUGUUGUUCUUUAUAUUUUUUAAUUUAAAUCUCAUGUAGUAUACCUAUAUACUAUAUUUAUAUGUAUAUACUAUAUAUGUAUAUAUUUUCGUUUAGCUGCAGGGAAAAUUUGUCCGUGAGAUUUUUUCUUCUUCUUCUUCUUUUUUUUAUUUUUAUUUUUUUAUAAAAGGAAACAAUAUUUUUAAUCUUAAUGGAAGAGAUAAUUAUUUCUUAUCCGACGUUGAUUGUUCCAUUGAUUUUAUUUAAUAAACGUAUAUCUUCCUGCGUUUCCUUGCGACAAACGUUAAAAUACUUACAAAGCGCCGAUCUUCUCGUAUUAUCGUAUUAUUGAAGAUUCGAUAAAGAUACGAUAACAAUUCGUUAUUUUUAGUUUUCUUUCCCUUAAUUACGGGCGAUCGUUAGAAGAGAUCCAAGGAUGGCUAUGAGCUAUACAUUUCUUACUUGCCUCUUGAUCGUAAUUUAUUUCCGUACCUUUUGCGAAAAGAACAAUUUUUGUUUCGUGAAAAGACGUUAAUGACGUAGUUUAAUCGACCUCUUUUAUUUUUUAAGAUUUAAGCCAUCUUUUGACUUCAUCUCUUUUUUUUCUUUUUUUUUUUUUAAUUUUUUUUUUUUUUUUUUUUUUUUUUUUUUUAAUGAAAGUAUACCAUCUAAUAUACUUUUUACGUAACAUUUUAGAAACCUUAAGCUUAACUCGUUAUCGCUUUCUUUUCUCACUAUCAGGCUGUGUACUAUAUUAUGUUAUUAUAUUACAUCGCGUCGUAUUAUAUGAGUAUUAAAUAAUUGAAAGACGAAAAGUGUUAUUUUUUGUCUGUAUUAUAAUGUUUUACAAUAAGUUAGAAUUUUAACUUGAAUUAUAUACUUAUUUUAGAGUAAUCAAAGUUUUAGAUUAUUAACAGGAUUGUUCUACGUUAUCAAAUAUAUAUAUAUAUAUAUAUAUAUAUAUAUAUCGAUGUGAUCGAUAUCAAUGAUUCGAUCGUACAAUUAUAAAUUUUUUUAUAUCGAUCGAAACAUUUCCUUUAUGUUUAUGUAAUGUAAAUUUGGCUUGUAAAUGUCCAUUUAUGUUUCAAGCGUGGAUCUUUCUCCGUGUCGUAUUAUUGCCUCGAGCCAAAAGUAAAAGUAUGCUAAAUCGUCGAGUCGUCGAAAAAAGAUUUCGGAACAUAUUGAAUAUUUCAACUAGAAAAUCAUAUGAUUCUCGUCUAUAUACGUAUUGAUAUCAACAUUUUUUUUUAACACAUUUCUAUUAUUAAACGUUAAUGUUAAGCUGUUUCCGAACAGGAUCGUGGAAAGAACGAUAUUGUCGAUAUUGGUAUGAAAGAUCAAAUUAAAAAAAAAAAGGAGUAUGUAUGUACGAACGAGCAUUCGAAUGUAUGUGUAUGUAUGUGCGCGCGCGCGCGCGCAACUGUAGCUAAUGACAAAUAGAAAAAUCGAUAUUUGCAAAUUAUGUCAUCGAUAAAAAUAUUUCCACAUCGAUCAUAAAUGUCGAUAGGAAUAUUUUCAUACAUCGACCAGGAUCUAAAAAUGUUAAGUAAUAAAUUAUAAGGUAAACAAGUUUAUAAAACUUUAAAUUGUGUAUCUAGAAUCGAUAUAUUUAAUUAAAAAAAAGAAAGAAAGAAAAAAAGAAAGAAAGAAAACAAAACAAAAAAAAGAACUUGUAAAACUACAACGCAACAAAUGAAAUUCCGUCCGCGUAACAAGUUUGUAAAGGAUAGAACUAUCAUACCUUCCAUUCGCAGUCUCUGGAAACACUUCCAUGGAUUGAAAGCAGAAGGGAAGGCCGAAAGGAGGUGGAAGUUGUCGAAUAUUACAAGCGCGAUGGGAAUGGUACCGGCCUAGUCGGUUCUUGAUCGUGCCACUGUAAGCCACGAUUUUGUUCAAUCCGAUAGUGUCACUGAAAGGGUACAUACAUCGUUCCAAAUCAAAGGUCUUAGGUGUGUGUGUGUGUGUGUAAACUCGUUUAAAUAUCGGCCUUUAGAUAGCCGAUACGAAACAAGUCUAAAACGGCUUAAAGGUGAGCCAAUCCUUUUUUAUACAUUUAUCUUUCGCUCUAUUGUCUAUUCAUUCAAAAUAUAUUAUAUAUAUAUAUAUAUAUAUAUAUAUAUAUAUAUAUAUAGAGAGAGAGAGAGAGAGAGAGAGAGAAAGAGAGAAAGAGAGAGAGAAACACACAUAUGCAUAUAUAUAUAUACUUAUAACAAAUAAAAAAUUGUAUUCAAUGCUACCAUCCAGGAUCCUGUUUAUUGGUUCGACUUUCGAUUGCAAACUGAAAUAGAUAUUUUAAUGUUUACAAAGGCAAUUUUUGAUGAUAUCAAUAACUUGUAGCGUUAAUUGGACCGAAGAAGGUAAACGAGUCAAUAUCAAACAGCAGGUGUACCUAAUCUUACUAAUUAUUACUCAAUUCCAUUGCACACCUUGGCAUUAACAGGAGGGUCAACACACCUUUCCCUUGAAAUAUUUUCAACUAUUUACAUUCUCCUCGUAGAAAACAGCAUUUUCGUUUUUCGUGUUGUAAUCAUUAAAUCAAAUUUAUUAAAAUGAAUUAAUUGUCUGAAAAAA